GCGGUGGAGCUGAUCAGGGAGCUGGGUUUGCCUUUCAGCCCGGCCUGGUCGGCGGACGAGCUGAGGCACACCAUCAAGGAGACCCUCUUCCCGAAGGCCGAGGGCGACUCUCAGAAGGCACUGAAGGGAGUCAACAACAUGAAGAAGCCGGAGCUGGUCCAGAAGGCGGAGGAGGUCGGAGCCCACCUCACGCCGAAUAUGACGAAGGCAGCGAUGAAGCUUGAGAUCCGCAAGGCCGUACUGAUGAAGACGAAGCCAGAGGCGACGGACAUCAUGGGUUUCGGGAAGCACGGAGCCCUGACGUACCAGCAGGUCCGGAUCCAGUACCCGUCCUAUACCGAGUGGGCCACGAAGGAGGCCAGCACAGAGAGCAGCUGGGAGCUCACCCGGUGUGUCUCAUGGCUCAACGAGACGAAGGUAAUACAAGAGAUGACCAAAGGCCCGGGGGAAGCUCCGGCGGAGCCUACCAGGGCACGAGGGGGCGCGAGGUCAUCUCAAUGGCGCACGAUGGACGUGAUGAUGGAAGACGAGCUCGACGAGGAGACGGUGCAGUCAGCUCACCAGGAGGUGACGACACCCAACCGCCAGAUCCAGAAGGAGAUGCUGGCAGCUCUGGGUCAGCUCAACCAGAGGCUGGAGCGCCUCGAGGCACCGAGGGCACCGAGUUCUGCGGACAGCUUUGUCGCAGUGUGUAUCAGGGAGAGCAACAGCACCGAGGACUUCGAGGCACUGAUGGCACAUGGUGGGGUCAAGCUCAUGGAGCUGGCCUGUAGUCCCGCAUCCAUCCUGAGCUCGAAGAUGGCCGAGAAGUUUGGCGAGGAGGCAGUGCGGCGAGUCAGCUCAUGGAACGGCCACAAGCUCGGGACAUCCCCGGGCAACCAGAAGGCGCGAGAGACCCGGGACAAGGCAGAGCCUGACCACCUCUGGAUCGGCACUCGAUGUGGUCCCUUGUCCACGCUGACUCUCGGUUUCAACACUUCCAACCCGGCCAGGGCGGAGGCGACCAGAAAACGUCGGCUCCAGGCGAUCAAAGAGUACAAGGGAUGGGGCCAUGCCAUGAUUCGCAAGAUGAUCGAUGACUGCUCAAUGACCGUGGUAAAGGUGGCUGGGUGCCAGCUCGGGGUCAAGAAUGAGACGGGCGAGCCGCUCUUGAAGGAGUGGCUCAUCGCAACGACCUCACCGAAGAUGGCGGCUCGGAUGGCCACAGAAUGCCCCGGAGAUCAUCGGCAUGGUGAACUCAUGAGCGGAAGCCUCACGGCCUCGACAAGCUACUACACGGACGAGUUCGCCCGGAGGGCCGUGCGGGCCAUGAUCGAGGAAGCCGCCCCGGACUACCACGAGUUCCUGAGGAACAUGUCCCAGGACAAUGAAACCAACAUGCACGCCCUGGCGGGACAACAGGAGUCGGCUUCACCCGCUGCGGACCCGGGGUCCAAGGAGUACCAGAAGAUCAUGGGCUCACAUCUGUGCACCGAGGGUCCGGACUUCCACUGCGAAGAGUGCGAGGAGGCGAACAACCACCGCCCUACGCACCCUCCGGUCAGUCUCGAGGCCAUACCCCCGAAGUGGAAGCAGAUCCAGGCGGACCAGUUCGAGUGGGAGCACCCCAGGACUAAGCUCAAGGCCAAAUUUUCGCUGAUCAUUGACGAGAACUGCAAGGUCCGGGUCACUAAGUUGUUGUACCACAUGGCGGGCCAGGACCGCCACAGGAAUCCCGUCUGGGCCGACCUCAAGAGCUUUUACGAAGAGAGGUGGCUGCCGUACUUCGGGAAGCCGCAGCGCGUGAAGGGGGAUCCCGAGGGUUCAUGGAUGUCCAAGCAGGCCCACUGGCACAUCUCCCUCGCUGAAGAGGCGAUCCAGGCAACCAAGGGGACUAUGGACAAGCUCGUGACUGAGAACCCGGACAUGUCCACUGAAGAGGCCUUGGCCCGCGGCACAGCAGCCGGGAACUCUCGAGAGGAUGUACGAGGUCAUUCCCCAUUGCAGCACGCACUGGGAAGGGCUCCUGACCUUGACGGCCAUUUCUUCGAGAACAACUUUGACGAGCUGCCGUACGUUGAGGCCCAGCGGGUCGACAAGGAGUUCGGCGAGAACUACAUGAGGAUGUACGCGGCCGAGCAGGAGUACCUGAGGCAGGUAUACCUGCGUCGCCUGAGCCUGGCGGAGAACGCCAAGAACCAGUCGCUCAAGGCCGUGGCCCCCAGCAUGUGGGUGCGCUAUUUCCGCAAGGAGAAGGGCGAGGUCAAGGGCCGAUUCAAAGGGCUUGCGCGAGUGCUCGCUGCGGAGACGAACCGACCCGUGGACGGUGACCUCGGAGUAAACCAGACAUUGCAUCCAGGUCGUGCAGGACCUGUGGUCUGGUUGGUCCGGGCAGGGCGCAUCAUCAAGGUGGAUUUAUGCCAGGUCCGGGCUGCUUCCGCGCGGGAGAUCGCCUAUGCCGAGCUCAUGGCGGGCAAGGACACACCCUGGACCGUGAACACAUUCAUGAAUCAGGCGAUGCGGCAGGAGUACCUGGACUUCUCGGGGCACGACCCCACAGAGCAAGACGAGGACCUCGCAUCCUGGGAAGGGGUGCCUGAGCCAGCACCUCCGAUGAAAAGGGCGCGCCACGAGGAGCCGUUGGAGGAGCCCAAGUCCGAGCGCAACCAGAACCCUGUGCGCAAGGCAAUUCGGAAGAAGGCCCCACCGCCAGGGGGAGUGGCCAGCAUCGUGAAGGCCGCCCGGACUGCACAGGGGGAGGAUCUCAUGAUGAAAAGAGCUGCCCUCAUGGCCAAGGCAUCCCCAGACGCCCGGUCUUUCUGGGCACGGCAGGGGACAUCCCUGGAGAUCUCGGUCGAGUUGCCAUUGGCGGGAAAGCCCCUGAAGCAGGCCACGAGGCACUUGAGCACCUACAUGGCGGGCCAGCUAAAAAGGGGGAAACGAGAGAUCUCAGAGCGGACCCUAACCCCGGAGGAGGUGAAGAAGUUCAGUGUCGCCAAGGCCACCGAGGUGAAUAACUAUGUGAUCUCAUCCGUGCUGGAAUCCUUGCCACCAGGAGUCACCCCGCCACCAGAGGAGGUGAUGCGCAUGCGGUGGAUCCUGGAGUGGAAGAUGGACGAGGCGACCAGCGAAAAGAAGCCCAAGGCCCGUAUCGUGGUGCUAGGUUACAUGGACCCUGAAUACGAACACCGGCCAACGACAGCUCCGACAAUGACCAGGACCUCCCGGCACCUGGUGCUGCAGGCUAUGGCGUGGCUCGGAUUCAAGGGGUACAAGGCGGAUGUGACAGGAGCGUUCACCCAGAACCGGGAGAUCAAGCACGACCUGUUCGCAAUGCCCGUAAAGGAGCUUGCUGUGGCCCUGGGUAUGCCCGAAGGGGUUGCAAUGAGGCUAAGGAAGGCAGUCUAUGGGCUCGUGGAGGCAGCGAUUGAGUGGUGCAUGACGGUGAGCGAGGCCCUGGAGGAGUUCGGCUGGACGCAAAUGAAGAUGGACCCGUGCGUUUGGGUGCUCUACGGUCAAUCCCAUUGCCAGGACAACAGCUUCACUAAGGAAGCCCUAGACCAGUUCACCGGAUCCGAGGUGGUGAGCGAGCUGGUCGCAGCGAAGGGUGACCUGGAUAUUGUGGCUAUUGCGGGGUCACAUGUGGAUGACUUCUUGCUCGGGGGGAAGGAGACAGACCCCAGGUGGAUCGAAGCCCGGAAGAAGAUCGAAGAGCGGUUCAAGUGGGAGGCCUGGGAGACCGACGAGUUCAUGCAGACGGGUGUCCGGAUCCGCCAGAUGCCAGAUAUGAGUUUCAAGAUGGACCAAAGCGAGUACGUGAAGACCAUCGAGAAGGCAGUCGUGAGCCCGGAGCGGAAGAAGCACAAGGACGCCCCGACCACAGACAAGGAGAAGGGGCAGCUAAGGGCCAUCCUGGGGGCCAUCGGCUGGCGCUCAGAGCAGUCCGGCCCCAUGCACUCGGCGGACACCAGCCUGUUGCUUAGCACGAUACCAUCGUCCACCGUGCAGACCCUACUGGACACGAACCGCCUGGUGGACAGAGUACGGGAAGGAGCCGAUCUCCCCGUGGUCCUCCAUAGCCAUUCCAACGCGCAGGUAAUUGUUCCCAUCGAGUGGUCAGAUUCCUCAGAAGCAAACCGACCCGACGGAAAAUCUACCAAGGGACUUGUCACAGGGAUGGCCCCACUCCGUAUCCUGCAGGGGGAUGAGUCCGACGUGAGCAUGAUCUCUUGGAAAUCAGGCAAGCUUGACCGAGGGUGCCGGAGCUCCGUAUCAUGUGAGACCCGAUCAGCCGUGGACGGGGAAGAUGAACUAUUCGGGAUCAAGCUCCAGUGGCUGGAGAUCCUCGGCAACCAGAUUGACUGGCGCAACCCGGAGAGGACCAUAUGCCAGUUACCUGCCGCCCUCGUGGUGGACGCCAAGGGGCUCUACGAUCAGCUGCAGACUACGGUGUACACGUUCUGGGGCAAGGAGAAGCGGACGGACGUGGAGGCCAUGACUUUAAAGGAGGGAUCGACUGCGUCCAACAACUGGGUGUUGUGGGUACACGGUGAUGCUCAGCUGGCGAACUCUUUGACAAAAGGGCAGCCGGGCAUGAGCCUGGACAGCUGA
This is a messenger RNA of Prorocentrum cordatum, 4590 nucleotides long. Lineage: Eukaryota; Dinophyceae; Prorocentrales; Prorocentraceae. The record is from the annotation of a GenBank genome assembly.